Molecule: messenger RNA, 1494 nt
Organism: Acanthopagrus latus (yellowfin seabream)
Lineage: Eukaryota; Metazoa; Chordata; Actinopteri; Spariformes; Sparidae
Gene: ferd3l
Product: protein Fer3
Exons: 1
Coding region: 570-1040 (156 amino acids)
Biological process (GO): developmental process; regulation of transcription by RNA polymerase II
Molecular function (GO): RNA polymerase II transcription regulatory region sequence-specific DNA binding; DNA-binding transcription factor activity, RNA polymerase II-specific; protein dimerization activity
Source: RefSeq, a predicted model, not a curated record
AUUAUUUGCUUUCAUUUGCAACAGAAAAGCUUGUGGUGUAUAGAGACUGUUGGGGAAUGUUCUGUUUGGUCUUCCCCUGGCCUGUUUAAGUGAUAAAAGUGUCAUUAUUUAGCCUCUGGAGCAGAGAGGAGAGAGCAAACAGGACUGUGUGACCCUCUGUCAAGAGCCUCCGUUCUCCAGAAGCUCAUUAAAGGCCUCCAGGAGGAUUGCGCAUCUGCUGGCAGGGCACUGCAGCUUCCUCUCGCCCUUUUUAAAGCCCCUCUGCUCGGAUUCAGCCCACUCACCAACAGACUAUCGUUAGAAAUGGACUCAACUUAGAGCCCGAGUGGGACUGAAAGGUGUGGCGCUGUGCGGAGGCGCAGGCGGCUUAUUAAAACAGCAGGAACAGCGCUUGGACUCGAGCCAAGGAGGAUCUGACCCUGUCGUGCUCCGACCGGAUUUGGAUAAGUUUGGAUUUACUUGUUGAGAUGCUCUGUGUGUCUGGUCAAUGAGUCCAGUCGGUCCUCGAAGCUUUGACCGAACAGCAGACAUAUAAACGUGGCAUAUUCUCUGUGAGCCUGUGUGUGGAGAUGCAGGGCCGCUUAAGGGACUCCGCGUUGAUCAGUUUCGUCACUGACAUGAACCUGAUGGAGUUUCCUCAAAGGUGCGCUCUGGAGCCCAUGCAGCAGGUGGAUAAUGAGCCCUCCAGUCCGUCGGACCAGCUGCGGCCCUGGAGUCGGGACCUGGAAGACGAGGCGCGCACCGAGCUUCUGGUGAUGGGCGCGCCGAGGUGCUACAGCCGCGGAGCGCACGGACACCGAGGCAAGAGCAAACGGAGGAGGAUCAUCAACGUGGUCCAGCGGCAGGCGGCCAACGUGCGGGAGAGGAAGCGGAUGUUCAGCCUGAACGAGGCGUUUGACGAGCUGAGGAGGAAAGUCCCCACAUUCGCCUACGAGAAGAGACUGUCCCGUAUCGACACGCUGCGGCUGGCCAUCGUCUACAUCUCGUUCAUGACGGACCUGCUGGAGCAGAACCGCCAGAACCGGACCGGACUGGACUGAUGACAAAGACACUACGUUAUAUUUAUCUUUAUCCAAACUCCGAGAAACCAUCUCAGAAAGAGACACCAGACCUCUCAGAAGCUCCUCUGCCUCAGAUAAUAUAUAACCUGACCCUGAAUCAGCUGAUAGCACCUGAUAUUUACCUUCAACAGACUCAUGAUGCUUUAAAAUGAAAGACGCUCUCUGCUCUGCACCACAGUUACAGUCACUCAGGCCAUUGUACGCGGACACUGUCGAUGAAUGCCCUGACAGUUUUAUUACCCAAACGCUUUUAUUUUGUAGUAUUAGAAGGCCGUGUCUGUUUUAAAGGUGCACUAUGCAAUUUUAAUCAGCAGAAAGAUGAUUAUUGUCUGAUUUUAAUGCCCUAACAAACUAAAUUAAUAAAUUGUUCCUGUUUUCAUGACUGAAUAAAAGAACUGGCCUUAAAGGAAACACAGUUUCACACUGUUGUACA